AUGCCAGUGCUAUUCGAGAGACAGAAUGCAACACUCGGAUUACCCCCGCCCGAUCCAGCCUACUGCGCCAAGUCAAAUCUUCAUGAGAUUAUGGGAGUGGUCAUCGCAAUGCACAUUGCUGCGACUGUUGUUAUGUUCUUGCGCACAAUAGUGCGAGUAUUUAUGACCAAAAGCUUUGGCUCUGAUGACUAUGCAAUGCUGGCUGCAUGGAUGAGUCAACUAGCAACAUUCAUCUGCUGGAUCGGCGAAAGACCAUAUGCCAAUGGAAAGCGUUCGGCGUGCAUCACGCCGCAUGAUUACGAAAUGCACGCGAGAUGGCAAUAUUGCCAUUCGCUGUUUGUCAUCAUCGGCCUGGUCUUGGUCAAGGUGUCCAUUGCGCUGUUUCUCAUGCGAUUGGUUCCUCCAGGCAAGAAAUGGAAACAUUUCCUUUGGGCCUCGAUCGUAUUCCUCUUCUGCUUUUUACUUGCCUGCCUUGGCACAUUGAUCUGGCAAUGCGUUCCCGUCCAGGCAGCCUGGGACUUUUCAUUGCGCGCAGAGCCAGGCACAACAUGCUGGAGUAAUGAUACAUUUGCCGCGAUUGGCCUGUUUAACAGCGCCAUCAACUGUGUUACGGACUUUAUGUUCGCCAUGCUUCCGAUACCUAUCAUCGUCAAGCUACAGAUCAACGUACGGACCAAGGUGACGCUCGCUGUGAUCCUCAGCUUUGGCUACUUUGCGUGCGCUGCUGGGACACUCAAAGCAGUGAAGCAAUACACAUUCUUCAAGCAGAAAGAUCCGUUCUGGCACAACUCUUUCAAUGUCUGGGCGGCAAUUGAACUAAGUGUCGGCAUCAUAGCUGGCUCUCUCCCUUCUCUCAAGCCGAUGUUCGCAAGCUUAUUAUCGACCACCAAAUCCCUCGUAGCACAUUAUUCCCCUCACAACUCUCACAACCGCACAGCAGACAGAUCAGGCUUCCGGCGUCACGACGACGACUCCAAUCAGCAUGACGUCAAAUUAGAGAAUUGGACCGAAGGAUCCAAAAAUGACUCGGUGAUUGACGAACGACCAGCUGUGCGGUCAAAUACCAGAGUCAGUCGAGAUCAUAACGCGCCCCUGCAAGAUGCGGAACGGGCUUAUAGUGUUCGGGUUAGAAGCGGUACGAACGAUCACCAGAUCCCKAAGGAAGACGACGAGUGGGAGACUAUCGAUGUGACGAUGAAUGAGAGCAGCGAGAGGCUGCAUCGUCCUUUGGAGAUCCAUAAAGAGGUGGAGAUUUUCUCAACUUCGCAACGCCGUAAGGGGGGGUGA
Molecule: messenger RNA, 1287 nt
Organism: Ramularia collo-cygni
Lineage: Eukaryota; Fungi; Ascomycota; Dothideomycetes; Mycosphaerellales; Mycosphaerellaceae
Exons: 3
Coding region: 1-1287 (428 amino acids)
Source: RefSeq, a predicted model, not a curated record